CAACACGUAAACAAUGCUUCCCACUUGGCUAACCGAGGAGUACCUGCAGCCCAGGCUGAGGGCCUACUGCAAGGACGAGCAGCUGAGGAUCCUCAAAAUCUGGUCCAAGGCAGCGACUGGAAAGGGUGAGAACUUCGUGGGCAUCAUGACCCGCAUCCACGUGGACUUCCAGCUGGGCGAUGGAUCGGUGCAGAAUAGAACCUUCAUCGUCAAGCAGGCCCUUCCCACGGAUGUUCCCCAGGCCGAAGUCUUCUUCGAGUACGAUCUCUACACUAGAGAGAUGGACAUGUACGAGUUCGUGCUGCCCAAGAUGAAGGAACUGCUGGAGGAGGCCGGCCUUGAAGGAAAGCUCACUGCGGAUGCCAUCGCCGUGGACCGGGAGCACAGCACCAUGAUUCUGGAGGACCUGGCACCGUACAAGUACGUCAAUGCGGACCGAGUGAAGCUGUUGGAUCUGGCUCACACCAAGCUGACGCUGGAAAUGUUGGCCAAGUUUCACGCCGCAUCCAUCAUCCUAAAACAGCGUCAUCCGGAGCUCCUGACCAAGUGCUUCUCCACUCACUUCUUUUCGCGGGACAAAAAGGCCUACUCGGAAGUGUAUUUGGGCAUGUUCAGGGCAUUCUUGAAGUUCAUAAACGGCCAUCCAAACUUAAAGAAAAGCUAUGCCGACAAGUUGGAGAAAUUGCGCACCCACAUCAUGGAGUACGGAGCUCGGGUCUAUGAUGUGGCCGAUGGGGAACUGCAGACGUUGAACCACGGCGAUUGCUGGACCACCAACAUUAUGUUCCAGUACGACAAUGAGGGAAUUCCCCGGACAGUCGUCGCCAUAGAUUUUCAGUUCAGCAACUGCACCUCACCGGCCAUCGACUUGCACUACUUCUUCACCACUUCGCUGAGGGAGGAAGUGCAGAAUAAGGAGCCCGAACUGGUUGAGCAUCAUUACAACGCUUUGAGAGCGAACCUCGAAAAGUUUUCGUAUAAGGGAUUAUUUCCCAGCCUUCAGGAGUAUAAACUUCAGUUUGAGCGUCGUCGUUUUAUGAGUUUGUUGGCGCAUCUCUUCAAGCCUGUUAUGAUCUACAAUGGCAGUGAGGAAACCUCGGACUUUUCGAGUUUGUACAAGGAAACCACCGAAGGACUUCGAUUUCAGAAAUCCGUUUAUGAAAGUGAAGUGGUGCUCAGAAGUGCAACCAAAUUGUUAGAAAUUCUAGAUAGCAAGGGACUUUUGGAUCUUCAGUAGGCUAAGAUUGGUUACUUUAACGAAUAUGUGCAAUAAUUUGUAAAGACAAUUAAUAAAAAUGUAUAUAAAUACACAAUUAAGUGAUAAA
Molecule: messenger RNA, 1325 nt
Organism: Drosophila rhopaloa
Lineage: Eukaryota; Metazoa; Arthropoda; Insecta; Diptera; Drosophilidae
Exons: 2
Coding region: 14-1237 (407 amino acids)
Source: RefSeq, a predicted model, not a curated record